UACACGGCUUCUUCCGGUGCCCAAAGCUAAGCAUCAGCCUGGCUUGUCUAGCCCGCAAAGCAUCACCCACCAGCAAGACAGAGCACCAUAUUUCAGCCUAAUUGCCACCUCUUUCACAUAUCCUAGCUACACAGGAAGUGGAAGCCAAACACACACACACACUCUCUGUUGGAUCACCCAUUAAUUUCUUCGCCGGUCUGAGGACAAAGCAACCAUGGCCAUGGUGCUGGACGCCUUCGCGUCCUACAUCGCCAACACGAUCGAGCAGAUGGCGAAGGACGAGGUGGGGAUGCUGCUCGGCGUCAGGGGCGAGAUCGACAGCCUGCAUGACAAGCUGGAGAGCCUCAGGGACUACCUCGCCGAUGCUGAGAGGAAGCGCAUCACCGACCGGAGGGUGCAGGGGUGGGUCACAAAGCUCAAGGGCGUCAUGUGCGAGGCGACCAACAUCCUCGACCUCUGCGAGCUCAAGGCCAUGGGUUGGCGGGACGCAUCCUGCUGCAACCCGUUGCUCUUCUGCUUGCGGCAUCCCAGGUUCGCCCAUGAUAUUGGUAGCCGCAUCAGGAAGCUCAACAAGAGGCUGGAUGACAUCUGCAAGCUGGGUGCUGCCUUCAGCUUCAUCAAGCUGGAGACGUACCAGGACUACAGGACCGGCCGACCUUCUGCGGCUGACCGGAAGACGGAUCCGGUGUUGGAACGCUCGGCGGUGGUAGGGGAGAAGAUUGAAGAGGAUACACGAGCACUGGUGGAGAAGCUCACAAAGGACAAUGAUGGCAUCAUGGUGCUCGCCAUCGUGGGUGUCGGCGGGAUCGGGAAGACCACCCUUGCCAAGAAGGUCUUCAACGAUGAGGAAAUUCAACACAAGUUUGAAAAGAAGAUGUGGCUGAGCGUCACACAGGACUUCAGCGAGGUUGAGCUCCUAAGGUCGGCCAUCGAUGCCGCAAAUGGAAAACUCCCUGCGACUCAAGACAAAUCCAUGCUUGUGCCGGCCCUUCUCAACGCCGUCAGAAAUCAGAAAUUUCUUCUGGUUUUGGAUGACAUGUGGAGUGAUAGAGCAUGGACCUCAUUACUCAAUGCUCCCUUGAGCCACGGUGCCCCUGGUAGCCGGAUUGUCAUCACCACAAGAAAUGAGACGGUUGCCCGAAGCAUGAGAGCUAGAGAGCCCCACCACCGCAUUGAUAAAUUAGGGCCCGAGGAUGCCUGGACAUUGCUCAGGAAACAGGUAGUCUCAGGUGAGGCAGAUGGACCUGAUAUCGACAUGCUUAAGGAUAUUGGAUUGCAAGUACUAGCAAAAUGUGAUGGUUUGCCUCUUGCUGUCAAGGUAAUGGGAGGACUUCUGCGUCAGAAAGGCAAGCAACGCCGUGACUGGGAGAUGGUUCUGAAUGAUUCUUUAUGGUCAGUAUCUAUGCGCGAAGAACUGAACUAUGUUGUAUACUUAAGCUAUGAAGAUUUGCCUCCUCCCGUCAAGCAGUGUUUUCUAUACUACUCCCUCCUCCCUAAAGGUAGUUUGUUUUUUGAUGAUGCCAUUAUUAGCAUGUGGAUUAGUGAAGGAUUUAUUCACGGAACCUCAGAAGACAACUUGGAAGAAUUAGGAAGAGAGUACUACAUGGAGCUUAUGCUGAGGAACCUUAUAGAGCCAGGGACAGAAUAUAUUGAUGAUCAAGCUUCCAAUAUGCAUGAUGUUGUUCGGUCAUUUGCUCAGUUUGUGGCUGGAGACCAGGCAGCAACAAUUCAGAGUGGAGAAACUGGUAGCGCUAGUAAACUCACUGCACAACAGUUUCUUCACUUGUCUAUAGACAGAAAAAAUUCGGAAUCAGAUGUGUUAGACUGGAGUUCUUUACAAGCACAAAAGGCAUUGAGAACACUAAUAUGUGUCGGCCUUGUAAAUAUAAAGCCUGGUGAUUCUUUGGUUUAUUUUUCAGGCCUACGGACUCUGAUUCUACAUACACAUUCUGCAAAUGUCGCUCUACUGGUUGAAUCUUUACAUGAACUCAAGCUCUUGAGGUAUUUGUCCAUACAGAAUUGUGAUAUAUCUUGUCUGCCAGAAAACAUUGGGAAGAUGAAAUUCUUGCAGUACAUCAACCUUUGCAUUUGCGUACAACUUGUUAAACUUCCACAUAGCAUUGUAAAGUUAGGAAAGCUAUGGUCUCUUGACUUGCGUGGAACUAGUAUAAAUGGUAUACCUAGAGGGUUCCAUGCUUUAAAAAAUCUGAGGAGACUACGUGGGUUUCCAGUCCAGGUGGAUGGUGAUUGGUGUAGUUUGGAAGAGUUGGGCCCUCUUUCCGAGCUCAGGGUUCUUGGACUGAUAGGCCUGCAGAAUGGAUCUGCUACUUUUUCUGCUGCAAAGGCAAGGCUUAGUAAGAAGGAGUACCUUACCAACUUGUACUUACAGUGCAGUAGUAUACUUUGGGUUGAUGGGCUGAUUAAAGAUGAAGAAGGCGUCUCUGAGCAGCAACAAAUCAAAGAGGUGUUUGAUGGGUUGCGCCCUCCGCCCAGCUUAGAUUUUUUUUACAUGGAAGGAUAUUUUGGCCGACAACUCCCAACGUGGAUGGCGUCAACAUUAUUAGCAUCCUCCCUUGGGUGCUUGAGGACUCUAUUUAUGGAAGGCCUGCCUUGCUGCACACAACUCCCAGAUGGCCUGUGCCAACUCCCCUAUCUGGAGGUUCUUCAAAUCCACCACGCUCCAUCCAUCAAGCGUGUUGGACCAGAAUUCCUCCAGCCCUACAAUCACCAUGCCUUUCCGAGAUUACGCACGAUGUCCUUAGACGGAAUGCUUCAGUGGGAGGAGUGGGUGUGGGAGGAGCAAGUGCAAGCCUUUCCUGUAUUGGAGGAGCUUUUCCUACAGAAGUGUAAGCUGAGGCUUGUUCCUCCUGGCCUUGCCUCCAAUGCACGGGCUUUGAAAAUGUUAGAUAUAUCUUCGGUACAGCAAGUUAAAUUACUGGAGAAUUUUGCUUCUGUUACUGAGCUUCAAUUAAAUCACAACCCUGACCUGGAGCGGAUCACCAAUCUACCCAAUCUUGAGAAGCUUACCAUCGUGAACUGCACGAAGCUGAAUGUGUUAGAGGGUGUGCCUGCACUGCAGAUUCUGGUGCUAGAGGAUUAUGCCAUGGAGGAACUUCCGGAAUACAUUCGAGGUAUAAUGCCAAGACAAUUACAGGUAGACUGUAAGCUAUGGUUGCUCGCCUCAGUAGCUGCAGGGCAAUCUGGCACUGAGUGGGACAAAUUCAGCCAUGUCAAACAUGUAAAGGCAUAUGCAGACGAUGGAAAAAAUGUCAGAGGAUUGUACGUGUGGUACACAAGGGAUCCCUGCAGCUUGGAGACAAACAUCAACCACCCAUUUGUAUCUGCAGGAAUAUUAUCCUCUAUAGACGGACAAGUAUUUCAGUCUGUAUUCAAGAUGAAAAUAAGUACCUUCCACUAUGUCUGCGGCUUGGUGUAUGCUCCAUCUUUAGAAGAUAUGAGCAGCUGCACCUUUGCCGAUGGCAGGGUGCUGUCUCUACAAGAUCGAGUAGCCCUUGCUCUGUUUGUCCUGAACUCUAGUGAGCCUCUGGAGAUCAUAGGAUCCUAUGUUGGUGUGAACGAAUCAACCAUCUCACUGUUAACUGAUAGCUUUGUUGAUGCUAUGGUGGAGAAAGCAACAGACCACUUGCACUGGCCAUACCCCUAUGAAAUUGAGAAGAUCAAGUCCAAGUUUCAUAAGAUCCAUGGUCUACCAAACUGCUGCGGUGUUUUACAUACAGUUUGCAUCACACCGCAAGAUCAUGAGAGAGGUUACAUCUUUGUACUGCAAGCCAUCAUUGAUCCAGAUUUGAGGUUCAUCCAUGUUGAUUGGGAAUGGUCAGUUGGCGGGACCCGGUCUGGUAUUAUUUUGCAUGACUCUAACCUCUUCCAGAGCUGCGAGAAGGGUGAGUGGUUGAACGGCAACAGGCUGAAGGUGUCUUUAGAUGGAUCGGAAGUUGGGGAAUAUUUAAUUGGUGAUGCAGAAUACCCUCUUCUCCCCUGGCUGCUGACACCUUAUAACCAGCUGGAAAAUGAGGACCACCCAAACUUUCAUUAUCAAGCCGAGUUCAACAGGAGACACUCUGCAGCCCGAACCGUCACACUGAAGGCGUUGGCAAGGCUCAAAGAAACAUAUAAGUGGUUGCAGCAAGGGACGUGGUCUCCGGAAGAUCGAAAUACUGCAAUCAACGCGUGCUUGAUGUUGCAUAACAUAGUGAUAGACAUGGAGGAAGGUGAAGGCGUACCGUAUAGUGAGGAUGCGGAUUACAGCGAGCAAGUGCGUAGGUUGGCAGAUGAGGACGCUGCCAGAGCGAGGGAUGUACUGGCCCGGUACUGCUUGACCAGCAGCAUGUCAUCGCAAUCUUGAGAUGCAGACAAGGAGCAGGAAGUAGCUUCAGGCUCAAGGGGGUAACUAGUAACUAAAGUGGGACAAGGAGCGCACACACGCACGCACGCGAGGGCAGUAGAGGAAGAAGCACAUACCGCCGUCCUCGUCGCUUCACUUGGAAGCGUGCGGGUCUCCACGCCUCAUCCUUGUGUGCUUGGUUACAUGCAUGGACCGGCCGGAUUCAGAUGGAUGAGAUUGUAUGCAAGCCAGCAAAGCCAAAGGCUGAUUCAGUUGAUGCUGGCACGACAUGGAUUAUAGGUCCAGCGCCUGUUGUUUUAUCCUGGUCAUCUCUUUGGCAAAGACAAGUCCUAUGUAUUACAACAUGUUGUAUAUAUCGUCGGUGAUAAGCUGUUAUGCAUUGGAGAAAACGACGGCGUCGUUGCAUGCAUGGACGCUAUUAUGUGGUUUGUAUUGUAUCUUUCCGGUUGAUAGUUGAUGCAACUGCAGAACUUGCACAUACAAAAUGGGUGUCCUGCAUGCUUAUGGUUGUGACAGGUGCAUUGUUGGGCACUACUGUUCAGUUCAGGUGCUUGCUGUUAAGCGUGUUGUCGCCACACCCUUUUAUAACAGCCUAGAAGGGAAUGUCGUUUUGCAUGUUUAACCCUAAUAAUAAAAAAGGUCAUUGGCCAGAUC
Hordeum vulgare subsp. vulgare (domesticated barley) is the source of this 5017-nucleotide messenger RNA. RefSeq names its product putative disease resistance RPP13-like protein 1. Gene Ontology annotation, molecular function: ADP binding. The record is from RefSeq and is a predicted model, not a curated record. NCBI's taxonomy places the organism in Eukaryota, Viridiplantae, Streptophyta, Magnoliopsida, Poales, Poaceae. Bases 215 to 4363 code for a protein of 1382 amino acids. The transcript has 5 exons.